AUGGGUGCGGGGAAGUCCAAGCUCGCUCUGGAACGCGUUUUAAUCGCGAGGUGCGUCGAAGACUUUGAACACCAACGACUUGAACACCAACACCCUUUCCUAAUAAGAAAGGAUGGAACUGGAAAUACUGUCGUAUUCGCGAAAAGUCAAAGCAGCGGGAAAGGCGCGUUUUUCGCGUGGAACAUGGAAGCGCAAUCAAAGAGACCAAUAAAACCAGCAUUUCUGUCCUCGUCGUCGUCGAUAUUAGGGGGAAGCGAAGAGGACAUUUUCAGCGUAGCGCCUUACGCGGCGGCGGAUAUUAGGAACGAACGGAGAGCGAGACGACCGAAAGGUUUUCAACAUCAUCAUCAAAAACAACAACACAACGGCAACGAUACUACUGGCGGCGAGAAGAAAGAGGAAGAGACGGAAAAUCCUGAAGACGAGAGCGAGAAGAAGAGCACGAAUGCGACGAGAAAACAGCUCGGGUCGCUGGAUGAAAAGUCUGUCGUUUUAUCCGUCGCGGGCGAAGCGGGACCAAACGUAAAAAUUCGCGCCCAGUUUAUCGGGAACGAGACGAACGGCAUGCGAGACGCGCAAGUCGUCGCGAACGCGAUACCCUCGUCGUUUUUUGUCGGGCGGAAUUUGAAAGAUCGGGUGGAAGUGUUCGCCGAGCGGUCGAGGUUGGUGGUUGUUGGGAUAGACGAAGAGGACGAGUACGAGGACGGAAACGAUGUAAAGCGCGAGAGGAGGAUAAAGAAGAAAGGAGACGCGAUAAGAAACGCAGUGAACAUACUCGACGACGAGAUGGUAGCCGGGGUUAAGUUUAUGCCACCACCACCACCGAAAAGAGAAGAAGAAGAAGAAGAGAAACAAAAAGCGAAUACUCUGAACAACAAGGAAAAACGGGAACGGCUUAAAACGUACGCCACGGUGCGAGUGACGCCGACAAAAUCGAGCGUUCAAGCGACGGUCUCGAAUGGGUACGCGCCCGUGCACUCGUUAAUUUCACGCGUGUGUUCGUUAUCGUCGACGAUGGUGACCCCGCCGAGUUUUGACGAACAAUUGGUGUUGCACUCGAACGUUUCCAACGGGACAAAAAAAGCGCUUCUCUCGUGUAGAGCCGAAAAGGACGUGUUGGAAAACAACGCGGGCAAGAUUCGUUUCGCGCAACGCCUAUCGAUUGACUCGAACGGAAACAGCGCGAAAAGCAUUCGAGCGAGCUUGUCGCACACGACGAGUAGUGUCGCAGAUGAUACUUCUCCACCGGAUCCGGAGGAAACACCGGAAGAAAUCCUGUCGUCGAAAGGGAAAAAGACGCGAACGCACACGACGGCGACCGUCAAUCUUCGAGAAAAGAAGAGCCGAGGAAGAAUAAAGCCCGGUGAAAUCGUCGAGUCUCACCAGCAGCAACGAUUUGAAAAACACCGAGCGUGUACGUUCGCGCUUCGACGCGCAGACCCACAGAAAGGCUCGACGCUUUCUUUCGAGCUCGCCAAACAGCUUAAAGAUUCCGCCUUUCGUCCUAAGCUGAACGUGGCAAAACAGUUUUUCCUCGCGCGUACCAACGACGACGACGUAAACGACCAUCACCACCACCAACAACAAACGUACAAACUUUCGUGCACCGUAACCAGUCGUCUCGUCGAAGCCGAACUCGCUCGAAAGUUCAAGCUCACCGAUUCCAUCGAAGGCGAAAUAGUCGUCGGGGCGAAACUUCUCGCCUCGAGACACUACGCCUACGGUUUUUGGAACGCCAAUCAUCAUCAUCACCACAACCACGCGCAGGUGACCACCAGAGACGCAAUGGUUGGCGUGUAUUUCGGUUCCUGUAAAGAUAUUUUAUAA
Messenger RNA from Bathycoccus prasinos, 1827 nucleotides. RefSeq lists its product with no specific name. NCBI's taxonomy places the organism in Eukaryota, Viridiplantae, Chlorophyta, Mamiellophyceae, Mamiellales, Bathycoccaceae. Bases 1 to 1827 code for a protein of 608 amino acids. The record is from RefSeq and is a predicted model, not a curated record. The transcript has a single exon.